Messenger RNA from Tyto alba (common barn owl), 1114 nucleotides. RefSeq names its product capping actin protein of muscle Z-line subunit beta (gene CAPZB). Bases 127 to 945 code for a protein of 272 amino acids. Gene Ontology annotation, molecular function: actin filament binding. The transcript is spliced from 10 exons. NCBI's taxonomy places the organism in Eukaryota, Metazoa, Chordata, Aves, Strigiformes, Tytonidae. Gene Ontology annotation, biological process: actin cytoskeleton organization; regulation of lamellipodium assembly; negative regulation of filopodium assembly. The record is from RefSeq and is a predicted model, not a curated record. Gene Ontology annotation, cellular component: F-actin capping protein complex; cytoplasm.
GAAGUCAUCAAAAUAGGCAACGGCGGAAGUGGAAGGGCCGCGGCCUGCCUCGGAGGGAGACCGGACGGGACCGGGAGGCGCCGCCGCCGCCGUUGUUACCGCCCAGCGCAGCCCCGCCGAGCCGCCAUGAGUGACCAGCAGCUGGAUUGUGCCUUGGAUUUGAUGAGGCGUCUGCCUCCACAGCAGAUAGAGAAGAAUCUCAGUGACCUCAUUGACUUGGUCCCGAGCCUCUGUGAAGAUCUCCUCUCCUCCGUUGAUCAGCCAUUGAAGAUUGCACGAGAUAAGGUGGUAGGAAAAGACUAUCUAUUGUGUGACUACAACAGAGAUGGAGACUCGUAUAGAUCACCAUGGAGUAACAAAUACGAUCCCCCCCUGGAAGACGGUGCCAUGCCAUCUGCUCGCCUGCGCAAGCUGGAGGUGGAAGCCAACAAUGCCUUUGACCAGUACAGAGACUUGUAUUUUGAAGGUGGAGUCUCCUCUGUCUACCUCUGGGAUCUGGAUCAUGGUUUUGCCGGGGUGAUCCUCAUUAAGAAAGCUGGAGAUGGAUCAAAGAAGAUUAAGGGAUGCUGGGAUUCCAUCCACGUGGUGGAGGUUCAGGAGAAAUCCAGUGGUCGUACUGCUCAUUACAAGCUGACCUCCACAGUGAUGCUGUGGCUGCAGACUAAUAAAACUGGUUCUGGUACCAUGAACCUUGGAGGGAGCCUUACCAGACAGAUGGAGAAAGAUGAGACUGUGAGCGACUCCUCUCCACACAUAGCCAAUAUCGGACGCUUGGUAGAGGACAUGGAAAACAAAAUCAGAAGUACACUGAAUGAGAUUUAUUUUGGAAAAACAAAGGACAUCGUUAAUGGGCUGAGGUCUGUGCAGACUUUUGCAGACAAAUCAAAACAAGAAGCUCUUAAAAACGACCUGGUGGAGGCUUUGAAGAGAAAGCAGCAAAGUUAAAAUACUCUUCAUGCUAACAAGACAUGCCAUGCACUCGUUAGAUUCCUUUCUUAGAAAACUCAUCCCCCCCCCCCCCCUUGCCCUUUUCUGUUACGUCACGUCACAAUUUGCAUUCAGUACUCUCCAUGCAACGCCAUCUUCUCCCCAUGAAUAAAGCAGUACAAACUUU